Molecule: messenger RNA, 3770 nt
Organism: Erinaceus europaeus (western European hedgehog)
Lineage: Eukaryota; Metazoa; Chordata; Mammalia; Eulipotyphla; Erinaceidae
Gene: ARL13B
Product: ADP ribosylation factor like GTPase 13B
Exons: 9
Coding region: 326-1570 (414 amino acids)
Biological process (GO): non-motile cilium assembly; receptor localization to non-motile cilium
Cellular component (GO): ciliary membrane; non-motile cilium; motile cilium
Molecular function (GO): GTP binding; GTPase activity
Source: RefSeq, a predicted model, not a curated record
GGGCCUAACGCGCGGGUGGGGACGUCAGCACGUUGACCGGGGUCGAGGUGACUGCUCAGGCCUGGCCCGCUAGCCAUUCUGGAUCCGUGUGUAUCUCGCUCGCUUUGCCUGUCUGCAUUGGGGGGCGACGAUCCAAGGGGUCUGCGGGCGCCGCGGCUCAAGGGCUUGGUCCUCUGAUCCGACGCAAAUCGUCUCCAUCGCCGCCCCUCCUUGGCCUUGAUCCGCAUCGGAGGCGCCUGCAUAGUGGCGGCGGCGGCCCGGGGACAAGUUGGGGCCCAUCCUCGCUCGAGACUCGGAUGGGAGGCAGCGGGAGGAGGGACCUGGGAUGUUCAGUCUGAUGGCCAAUUGCUGCAACUGGAUCAAGCGGUGGCGGGAGCCCGUCAGAAAAGUGACCCUUGUGAUGGUGGGACUUGAUAAUGCUGGUAAAACAGCCACAGCGAAGGGAAUCCAAGGAGAACACCCUGAAGACGUAGCUCCUACUGUUGGAUUUUCUAAAAUUGACCUCAGACAAGGAAAAUUUGAAGUCACCAUCUUUGACUUGGGAGGUGGAAAAAGAAUUCGGGGAAUCUGGAAGAAUUACUAUGCUGAGUCUUAUGGGGUGAUAUUUGUUGUGGAUUCCAGUGAUGAAGAGAGAAUGGAAGAGACAAAAGAGACAAUGUCAGAAGUGCUAAGACAUCCUAGGAUAGCAGGAAAGCCUAUAUUGGUGUUAGCAAAUAAACAAGACAAGGAAGGAGCUCUAGGAGAAGCUGAUGUGAUUGAAUGCCUGUCUUUGGAAAAAUUGGUCAAUGAACACAAAUGUCUGUGUCAAAUAGAGCCCUGCUCAGCAGUCUUAGGAUAUGGAAAGAAAAUUGACAAGUCCAUUAAAAAAGGCCUUUAUUGGCUGCUACAUAUCAUUGCGAGAGAUUUUGAUACUUUAAAUGAACGUAUACAGAAAGACACAACAGAACAACGUGCUCUGGAGGAACAAGAGAAACGAGAAAGGGCUGAACGUGUGCAGAAAUUACGGGAAGAAAGAGAGCAAGGACGGCAAGAGCGAGCUGAGCUCGAUGGGACCAGUGGUCUGGCGGACGUGGACCCAGAACCAGUCACUGCUAACCCUUUCCAGCCUAUAGAACAUGUCAUAACUGAGAAUGAAAAAAAACUUGAGAAAGAGAAAAAGAGGCAAAAUAUGGGAAAAGACAGUGGUGGCUGCCCUCCAAAUCACGAAGUAAAGGAAGAGGAAAUAGAGACACAGAGCCAGAUCAGUGACAUCAGCCAAAAAAAACAUGAGUUUGGAAUAGAAAAUUAUAAGGCGGCAUUAACAGAGCAACUAGAGAAUGAAGACGAGACAGAUCCACAGUCAUCAGAAUCAGAAAAUAGUAAAAAGAAAACUAAGAAAAUAAGAAUAAAAAGAAGUCACCGUGUAGAGCCCAUUAAUACUGAUGACUCUGUUCCUAAGAGCCCACCACCACCACCACCACCACCACCACCACCACCACCUCCUCCUGCUCCUGAUUUCUAUGGGAAGCCUCUGCCUCCCCUGGCUAUGCGACACAGACCUAACAGUGAUGCUAAUAAUGUGAUCUCUUAACCAAAUAAUAUGAAUGAGCUUUCUGGAUCGCAAGAUGAAGUGGAGAACCUUCUUAAUUUCCAAAGAGGAAAACCCUGAACUUUUGAUAACUGGGGGAUAUCGAUUUCACUGGGUCAGCAAUUCAAGUGAGGAGAUUAAUUGCCAAAGACUUUACUGAUCCAACACCAAUUUGCCCAUGUCUUUCACGGCUUAUAUAAAAAAGGAAGCAAUACAAACAGCAGAGUAUUUGGAGCAAGUUAUCAAGAUUUAGUGUUGACUUUGGGUUAUAUUUUCUCCACUCAAAAGCAUAGUUCUAAAGGAAACUCUCAUAAGAAAAAGCCAGUGGACUCUGCAUGCAUUGUUAACUAUUUAAUGGUCUUCAUUACUGUUUCUUAGACUUUUUUUUUUUUUUUUUGUAUGAUACUUGUAUAUGGAGGGAGAGCUCUUGGGAAUUUAUAACUUAAUUUUUUAACUUUUUAUAUUUUUCUAAAACUUGUUUAAGAAUUGUAAUUACUAUGGCAUUGGCUAUGCACUUUUCUAUAGAUUUUUUUAAAUUGUAUCUGGAAAAUGCAGUUCACUUAUUAAAUAUGAACUAAAACAAAUAUGAAUAUGGUUUGAUGUAUGUUUUGUAUUAACUUUGUUCUUCAACUGUACAUCCUUUUUCCAAUUUUUAAAAUAACACAGUUUUUUGAAAAUGGAUUCUUAGAAUGUUAUUCUAUCAAUUAUGUUAUUUGAAAGCACAUCCCAAGAAAAUAUAUUAUUUUUGCUGUUGUUUUCUUUGGUGACUAAAUAAAUGAAACACUUUAAAUACCUUCUGACCUAAAUACGUUUUUUAAAUACUUUAAUUAAUAAAAAUGUAUGUGACUUACUAGAAGUCCCAGUAAUACUGAUUUUGAAUGUAUAUACUUUCAGAGGUUAGAGUGCCUCUUGUAACCACUUUGUCCCAUCAGAAGCUGCAGUAAUUCUUUUAGAUUAUUCUAAUUAUUUUGUGUCUUGAAAUCAAAGGUAAAUAGACCAGAAAAAAAAAUACUAGAAGCCCAGAGACAUGUUUUAUAGUCAAGAAACACUUGAAUACUAUAGCAAUAAGAAUGAACUGUUGGUUCAAAUUAUUUUUAUAAAUUAAAAUUCCAAGAUAAUUUUUAAUGAAAUAGAAUAGCAUUUCUCUUGCACUUAAGAAUGACAUCUUUAGUAGUAUCUAUCUGGCAUUGAGACAAAGUUUUCAAUGUAUAUUUUUAAUGACAGACUAAUAAUAUAUUUUUAAUAAAAGCAUAUACUUAUCAAAUUAAACAGUAUGAUUCCAAAAUUGUUAAACUUGGCCAGUUUUGUAAUUUGUACUGUCAAUAGACAUCUACUGUCAUCUGAUAAUAUGUCUUUAACAUGGCACUUGAUUUGAAUAUUUUGUGUCAUCACCAAUAUUUUGUUCACAUUUUGUGUGUGUUUGUGGUGCCAGGGAUGGCACACAGGAUUUCAUCCAUUUGAGGCUUACACUGAAUUUUUGGUCUUCUGUUCACAUUUUUUUAAACCCUUGGACUUUAAUUAGUCGGAUCACUUAAAGCAAUUUUUUGGAGUUUUGUACAUGUGACCUACCUAGUAGCACAGAGUAAUCAAACAAACAGUUGAAAAAGAUAGCUUGUUCAAUUACAAAAUUCUCAAUCUAAAAUAAGGAGGUGGCUGAAAUAUAAAAACAAGAAUACAACAAUAAGAUAUAAACGUGGAACUGCUUUUGAGAGAGAAAAACUUGUUUAAACAUCUUUGUGUUCCUUUAGUAAGGGUUACAUUUGUUAAUUUUAAAAAAUAUCUAAACUCACGUAUUUUCUAUAUUUUAUGUUUUCAUCUACUUUGUGUAAAUAUUUAAUUUAUUGUUUCAUACCAGUGAUUAUUGUAGUGCCCAGUAAUUAUUGAGUCCAUUUAAUAAAAAUAAUGUUGAAGUCAAAUAAGUAGAAUAGAUGUUUUGUAUCUGUCUCAAAAAAUGAUUUACGUUUUUAAAGAUUUAAAGAAAUUCUGAAAACCGUUUUUUAUAUAAGGUGACUUUUAAAAAAUAUGUGCCUAUUUUGUUGCAUUUUUCUUCUUAACCAUCAUGAAAUAUGACAUCUUCACAGAAUAACAUAACUUAAAUCAUUAUACUGUUUCUUUUUUGAUGCAUUUCAAUUACUUGUACAUGUGAUUAUUGAAUACCACUUAAAAGUCAAUAAAAUAAUGACUUUUUAAUUAUUUUACAUGA